Molecule: messenger RNA, 1557 nt
Organism: Lactuca saligna
Lineage: Eukaryota; Viridiplantae; Streptophyta; Magnoliopsida; Asterales; Asteraceae
Source: the annotation of a GenBank genome assembly
AUGAGUCUGGGCUUACCCAGGGAUGAGACGAGAAGUAGAAGAUGUUGUGGAGUUAUACAAUCACGGUUGCCGAUAACAGAAGCGGCCCGCACGAGCGUGUUGUCCAAGUCAUGGCUACACGCUUGGCAUACUAUUCCUAUCCUCAGGUUUCGUGUUCGCAGCGAACAAAAUGGAAACGGCAUGAAGUUGGUGGAUGUGGACCACACUCUGAUAAGGUAUCUCCGUGACAACAUACCAAUUGAAAGGUUUGAGCUUCUUAUCGACAUUGAGAACCAGGAGUCAGCUUCUCAUGCUGAAAAAUGGAUUGGUCCUGUGGUAACUACCAAAGCUUCUUGUCUCAAAGAGUUAUCCCUCUCACUCUUCCUUUAUGGUGCCCCGUUUACAUUGCCAGAUGAGAUACUCUCGUCGGGUGAAAACCUGAGUAAGAUAGACGUUUCAUCCCCGCUGAGGCACCAUUCUGUUAUUUGGAUGACAACGACUACUCCUACUCCUGUGAUCAACUGUGUGUCCCUACGAGAGCUGCAAUUGGAUGGUGUGUGCAUAGGUGAAGAGGCACUCCAUGACAUAUUGUCGUCUUGUAGCCGGCUUGAGAAGAUUGUGCUUAUACAUUCGAUCUUGCAAGGGGUUCAAAACCAUCAAGAUGUUCAUAAUACUGCUUUGGAAAUCAGUCAUGUCCCAAAUCUCGGCGUGUUUACCUGCGAUCUACCUUUUCUAUUCAAAGCCCCUGCCCCGCAUUCAAUAUCAUUAGGAAGCAGCGUGACAGAGUUAACCCUAGGUGGUUAUGGUAUGGUAACUGGCAACGCGUGUCUGAAAAUGAUCGAAUCGGGAUUUCCUUUUCUUGAGAGUCUAACACUUGAUGAUAUGAGAUCUUGGAAGUCGGAAAGCUUCCAUUUCACAUGUGCUUCCAUCAAGAAUUUGACCCUGCGGGAUUGCCAACGCAUGCUUACGGACAUACAAGUUGAUGCUCCAAAAUUAAAUUUUUUCUGGUUCGGUGGGGCCACAUUGCCUACUCUCUUGUUUCCUGUCUCUAGUACUCUCUUCAAGCAAAUAUUUUCACUCAGUCUCAGCCUUCCUGUUGAUGUGUAUUUUUUUCUUAAGAUGAGGGAAGCACUCGCGUUAUCAUGCAAGUGCGACAUUUAUAUAAUAACUUACAACUAUACUACUACUAUGUUGCCAUUCGACGACAUCGACAUGGAUGAUCUAAGAACAAGGCUCCUCUUGUUUCCUCCUGCUAUGAACGUGCAACAUCUGUGGUUUGGAACAGUAGAUGAUGAAUGCCUGUGGGAACGAUCCCUAUUUUUUGAUGCAUUCUUUGAGAUUUGCCAUCCCAAGUAUGUAUAUGCAAAGCCAGACUCGUACUUCAGACAAAACAAUCACUUUUGCAGACUCAUGCUGAGGGAGGUCUUGGAGAAGAAUACCACCUCAUAUUGGCCUCAUUACCUGGAACAUGUUCGAAUAAGAAGGGAUCGUUAUCAAAAAUGGGAAACCCUAACAAAUUCCCACACAAGCCUUCUGGCUUCUAGUGUCUACAUGAUCUUCAAUCUAAAGUGGCGUUAG